Molecule: messenger RNA, 4980 nt
Organism: Nerophis lumbriciformis (worm pipefish)
Lineage: Eukaryota; Metazoa; Chordata; Actinopteri; Syngnathiformes; Syngnathidae
Source: RefSeq, a predicted model, not a curated record
AUGUCCACCCCGGACCCUCCCAUGGGAGGCAACCCCCGCCCAGGUCCAUCCCCUGGUCCAGGUCCCUCCCCUGGGGCACUGUUGGGCCCCAGCCCUGGUCCUUCCCCAGGUUCCACUCACAGCAUGAUGGGACCCAGUCCUGGUCCUCCUUCUUCUGGCCUCUCUCAGCCGGGCCCGUCUGGCUACAGCCAGGACAGUGUUCACCCACUGCACAAACCCAUGGAGGGCAUGCUUGAGAAGAGCAUGAGUGAGGAGAGUCGCUUCAGUCAAAUGAAGGGUCUGUCAGUGAGGCCGGGCGGGCACACUGGAAUGGGUCCACCACCCAGUCCCUUGGACCAACACUCACAAGGUUAUCAUUCUCCAUUAGGUGGUUCUGAUCAUUCCAGUCCAGUUCCUUCCAACGGUCCUCCAUCUGGACCUCUACUUCCAUCCUCCUCUUCAUCUUCCUCUUCAAUUGGCCCCGGCUCUGCCUCCACAGCUUUAGAAGGCCCCUGCGGAGACCAGCACUCUUUGGGCCCCAGCCACCGCUCUGGACCACUCAGCGGUUCGGGGCCAGGACCUAGCCCUGGACCUAGCCUAAGCUCCACAGUCCCCACCCUCGUGUCAGGUCUUGAAUCCGGUGGUCUUUCUGGACCCGCUGGCCCCGGGAGUCCUACUCCUUUCAACCAGGGCCAACUGCACCAACUCAGAGCUCAGAUCAUGGCCUACAAGAUGCUUGCCCGGGGUCAGCCCUUACCAGACCACCUCCAGAUGGCCGUCCAAGGGAAAAGACCUAUGCCUGGCAUGCAGCAACCCAUGGCAAGCUUGGGUCCGGGAGGUGGACCACCAGGACCAAUGAGUUCAGGCUACAGUCGAGCUCACGGAAUGAUGGGUCCUACUAUGCCUCCACCAGGUCCAUCAGGUGCAGCAGCUGGGAUGCAAGGCCAAAACCACAACGGUCCACCAAAGUCUUGGCCAGAAGGCUCGAUGGUAAAUGCAGCAGCACCGUCCAGCGCUCCCCAAAAGCUGAUCCCCCCUCAGCCCACUGGACGACCCUCACCCGCUCCCCCCUCGGUGCCCCCCGCAGCCUCCCCCGUCAUGCCUCCGCAGACGCAGUCACCGGGACAGCCGGCACAGCCGCCUCCCAUGAUGCCUUACCACAACAAGCAGAGCCGCAUCACCCCAAUACAAAAGCCCUGUGGCCUGGACCCUGUGGAGAUUCUGCAGGAGAGGGAAUACAGAUUGCAGGCUCGCAUCACACAUCGCAUCGCAGAGCUGGAGAACCUGCCAGGUUCUCUGGCUGGAGAUUUACGAACUAAAGCCACUAUAGAACUCAAAGCACUCCGACUGCUUAACUUCCAGAGACAGCUGCGACAGGAGGUGGUGGUGUGUAUGCGACGUGACACGGCUCUAGAAACGGCGCUGGAUGCCAAGGCCUACAAACGCAGCAAACGCCAAAGCUUGCGAGAGGCUCGCAUUACAGAGAAACUGGAGAAACAGCAAAAGAUUGAACAAGAACGCAAGCGCAGGCAGAAGCACCAGGAGUAUCUCAACAGCAUCCUUCAACAUGCCAAAGACUUCAAGGAGUACCAUCGAUCCAUCACAGGCAAAAUCCAAAAGCUGACCAAAGCUGUGGCGACCUACCACGCCAACACCGAACGGGAGCAAAAGAAGGAGAAUGAGCGCAUUGAGAAAGAGCGAAUGAGGAGACUUAUGGCUGAAGACGAGGAAGGCUACCGCAAACUGAUCGACCAGAAAAAGGACAAGCGCUUGGCCUACCUUCUGCAGCAGACUGAUGAGUAUGUGGCCAACCUCACCGAACUGGUCCGCGCGCACAAGGCUGCGCAGGCCCUUAAGGAGAAGAAGAAGAAGAAAAAGAAGAAGAAGAAGUUGGAGAGUCCUGAGGGACAGACUCCAGCUCUGGGGCCUGAUGGAGAGCCUCUGGAUGAGACGAGUCAGAUGAGCGACCUUCCUGUAAAGGUCAUCCACGUGGACAGCGGCAACAUCUUGACCGGGGUGGACGCUCCUAAGGCGGGACAGUUGGAGACAUGGCUGGAGAUGAACCCUGGUUAUGAGGUGGCCCCACGCUCGGACAGUGAAGACAGUGAGGAUGAAGAGGAGGAAGAGGAAGAAGAGGAGGACCAUCAUUCUUCGUCUGCAACAACAGAAGAAAAAAAGAAGAUAAGUGACCCUGACAGUGAAGACGUGUCAGAGGUAGACGUGCGACACAUUAUCGAGAACGCCAAACAGGAUGUGGAUGACGAGUAUAGUGGUGCAGCGUUUGCAAGGGGACUUCAGUCUUACUACGCUGUAGCUCAUGCCGUCACCGAAAAGGUGGAAAAGCAGUCAACUUUAUUGGUAAACGGACAACUCAAACAGUAUCAGAUUAAAGGUCUGGAGUGGCUGGUGUCACUGUACAACAACAACCUCAACGGCAUUUUGGCUGAUGAAAUGGGUCUGGGCAAAACCAUCCAGACGAUUGCACUCAUCACGUACCUCAUGGAGCACAAGCGGCUCAAUGGACCCUACCUCAUCAUCGUGCCCCUCUCGACCCUUUCAAACUGGGUGUACGAGUUUGACAAGUGGGCACCAACAGUUGUUAAAGUGUCCUAUAAGGGUUCACCGGCUGCUAGAAGAGCUUUUGUCCCACAGUUGCGUAGUGGCAAAUUUAAUGUUCUCCUCACCACCUAUGAGUACAUUAUCAAAGACAAGCAAGUCCUGGCUAAGAUCCGCUGGAAGUACAUGAUCGUAGAUGAAGGACACCGGAUGAAAAACCACCACUGUAAGCUGACGCAGGUUCUGAACACACACUACUUGGCGCCGAGGCGAGUUCUGCUGACUGGCACGCCGCUGCAGAACAAGCUCCCUGAGUUGUGGGCUCUUCUCAACUUCCUCCUGCCCACCAUUUUUAAGAGCUGCAGCACCUUCGAACAGUGGUUCAAUGCCCCUUUUGCAAUGACUGGAGAGAAGGUGGAUCUCAACGAAGAAGAGACCAUCUUGAUCAUUCGUCGUCUUCACAAAGUGCUCCGUCCAUUCUUGUUGCGUAGGUUGAAGAAAGAAGUGGAGGCUCAGCUUCCAGAGAAGGUGGAAUACGUGAUCAAGUGUGACAUGUCAUCUCUCCAGCGAGUGCUCUACAGACACAUGCAGGCCAAAGGCGUGCUGCUGACCGAUGGCUCUGAGAAAGACAAGAAGGGCAAAGGAGGCACCAAGACGUUGAUGAACACCAUCAUGCAGUUGAGGAAGAUUUGUAACCAUCCAUAUAUGUUCCAGCAGAUUGAGGAAUCCUUCUCAGAACAUUUAGGCUUUUCUGGCGGAAUAGUACAAGGCCCUGACCUAUAUCGAGCAUCGGGAAAAUUCGAGGUGUUGGAUCGGAUCCUCCCCAAACUGCGGGCGACAAACCAUAAAGUGCUGCUCUUCUGUCAGAUGACCUCACUCAUGACUAUCAUGGAGGACUACUUUGCCUACCGUAGCUUUAAGUAUCUGCGUCUGGAUGGUACUACAAAGGCUGAAGACAGAGGAAUGUUACUAAAGACCUUCAACGAUGCCGAGUCUGAAUAUUUCAUUUUCCUCCUGAGCACUCGAGCGGGAGGCCUAGGACUCAACUUGCAGUCUGCCGAUACUGUCAUCAUCUUUGACUCGGAUUGGAACCCACACCAGGACCUGCAAGCCCAGGACAGAGCUCACCGCAUUGGCCAACAAAACGAGGUGCGCGUGCUGCGCCUGUGCACGGUCAACAGUGUCGAGGAGAAGAUUUUGGCUGCCGCGAAGUACAAACUGAACGUAGACCAAAAGGUGAUCCAGGCCGGCAUGUUCGACCAGAAGUCGUCCAGCCAUGAGCGCAGGGCCUUCCUCCAAGCCAUUUUGGAGCAUGAAGAGCAGGACGAAGUCUGGGGACAAGACGUGUGUCUACGGUUGAAUGAAGAGGACGAAGUUCCUGACGACGAGACGGUCAACCAAAUGAUCGCCAGAAGCGAAGAGGAGUUUGAUCAGUUUAUGCGCAUGGAUUUGGACCGCCGGCGUGAGGAAGCCCGCAACCCUCGGCGUAAGCCUCGUCUAAUGGAGGAGGACGAGUUGCCUACCUGGAUCAUGAAGGAUGACGCUGAAGUUGAGCGACUCACCUGCGAGGAAGAGGAGGAAAAAAUGUUUGGACGAGGUUCCCGCCAGCGGAAGGAGGUUGACUACAGCGAUUCAUUGACGGAGAAGCAAUGGCUCAAGCAGGCCAUCGAGGAGGGCACGCUGGAGGAGGUGGAGGAGGAAGUGCGGCACAAGAAGACCACUCGAAAGAGGAAACGGGAUCGGGAUCUGGACCUCCCUGUGCCCUCAUGCUCUUCAGGAGGAAGAGGACGAGGAGACAAAGAUGACGAUGCAAAGAGGCAGCGAAAAAGGGGGAGACCACCUGUUGAGAAGAUAUCGCCCAAUCCUCCUGCCCUCAACAAGAAGAUGAAGAAGAUCAUCGAUGGUGUUAUCAGAUACAAAGAUGGUGCAAGUGGACGUCAACUCAGCGAGGUGUUCAUUCAAUUACCAUCUCGCAAGGAGUUGCCCGAAUAUUAUGAGCUGAUUCGCAAACCAGUGGACUUCAGGAAGAUCAAGGAGAGAAUUCGAGGUCACCGCUACCGCAGCCUUGCCGACCUGGAGAGAGACAUCAUGCUGCUUUUCCAGAAUGCACAAACCUUCAACCUCGAGGGAUCACUGAUAUACGAGGACUCCAUCGUGCUUCAAUCGGUCUUCACCAGCCUGAGGCAAAAAAUCGAAAAGGAGGAGGAGAGCGAGGGUGAGUACAGCGAGGAAGAAGAGGACGAGCAAGAUGACGGUUCAGAGUCUGAAUCCCGUUCGGUCAAAGUCAAGAUCCGACUGGGCAAGAAGGAGCGAGGCGGCGAUCGAGGGAAAGGACGCAGCAGACGAUCGGGACGCACCAGAGCCAAACCUGUGGUUAGUGAUGACGAUUCUGAGGAAGAACAGGAAGAGGAGCACUCCCUAAGUGCCACUGAUGACGAGUCCUGA